Carya illinoinensis is the source of this 1100-nucleotide messenger RNA. RefSeq lists its product as uncharacterized. The transcript has a single exon. Gene Ontology annotation, cellular component: nucleus. Gene Ontology annotation, biological process: trichome morphogenesis; trichome differentiation; cytokinin-activated signaling pathway. Gene Ontology annotation, molecular function: transcription cis-regulatory region binding; DNA-binding transcription factor activity. Bases 139 to 822 code for a protein of 227 amino acids. NCBI's taxonomy places the organism in Eukaryota, Viridiplantae, Streptophyta, Magnoliopsida, Fagales, Juglandaceae. The record is from RefSeq and is a predicted model, not a curated record.
AUAUUAUAGAAUCUUCUUCAUACUUCGACAUCCACUGCCACUGUCUCUCGUAAGCCUUUCCUUUCCGGAUCGUUAUAGUCAGUGUUUCGAUCUUUUCUCUCUCUGAUUUUAGCUACAUUUUCUUGAUAAUUCGUCAAGAUGCUAGGAAAAGCUAUCUCUGUUGAAAGCUCAUCAACCAGUACUCUAUCAAACACUAGGACAAGGCUGGGCCUGGGUGCAUGGCCGAGUUUGCACCCUCCUUUCGUAUGCCCACUCUGCUCCAAAACUUUUCCAACCUCACAGGCUCUAGGAGGCCACCAGAAUGCGCACCGGAAAGAACGCAAUAAGGGACAGAGAUUUUAUGUCGAGAAAAGCCGAGCAACAAUGAAAGAGAUCAUUCUGACACCCGCACCUCUAACAGCGGUACCGCCCAAUGAUGAUCGGAACUUUGAGCAUUUGGUCCUGUCUACGACUAAACAAUAUGGGGCGAACCAUGGUCAUGUAAAUUAUUAUCAUUCGGAAUCAAGGGUAGGGUAUGGAUCAAUUACUAAGAAUGCACAAGGGAUAAAGCUUGCAGGGCUGGAAUAUGGUCCUUCUGCGUCUGAACACGUGGGUGGAUGCAAGAUUAACCUAGGCAGGGCUGCUUAUAGGAAAGAUAAGCAUCAUCCUUAUGUCAAGCCUAAAGCAAUUUCCUUUCUUGAGCUGACUCUGGGGAGAACGGCUGUUGAAGUGUCAACUAUGGCAACUGGUGCAGAUGAAAAUGAUAAGGGAUUUUAUGGAGGCGAGCAUGGCGCCGAGGUCACGAAUUACAAGGCAAAGCUAGAUUUAACUCUAAGGCUCUAACAGCAAUAGUAGUUCUCAACUCUCCUAUAAAUACAUAAAAUAUAUGAGCAUUAGAUAUAAGUGCGAAUAUGUAAGCUAGCUAGAAUUAGUGUGCGUGCGCGCGUGGGACAAAACAAAAAUUUCUAAAAGCUUUUUCUUCACCCUGCCCUUUCCUGUUUUAUCAUUCCUAUGCUGCUGAAACAUGCUACGAGGCAUUUCCAAAUCAUAUAUAUGAGUAUGUAAAGGUAAGACAACAUGAGAUAUGUAACCUAAUGCUCAAUUGGUUUUGUUAGUUGCUC